This is a messenger RNA of Sparassis crispa, 1533 nucleotides long. RefSeq names its product Glutamyl-tRNA(Gln) amidotransferase subunit B, mitochondrial. The transcript is spliced from 11 exons. Gene Ontology annotation, molecular function: glutaminyl-tRNA synthase (glutamine-hydrolyzing) activity. Gene Ontology annotation, biological process: glutaminyl-tRNAGln biosynthesis via transamidation; mitochondrial translation. The coding region runs from base 1 to 1533 and encodes 510 amino acids. The record is from RefSeq and is a predicted model, not a curated record. NCBI's taxonomy places the organism in Eukaryota, Fungi, Basidiomycota, Agaricomycetes, Polyporales, Sparassidaceae.
AUGUCCCGUUGGGCUCGCUUCGCUCAUUCUCUCAGACCAGUGACCGAAGACAAGAGGUGGCCCGGUUGGGGCGUAGUCAUCGGUAUAGAGAUGCACGCUCAGAUCAAGUCGCGAGCUAAACUCUUUUCUGAAACAUGGACGUCUGACCUCAACCAACCACAAAACACGCGUUUCUCGCCCUAUGAUGCCGCGUUCCCGGGCACGCUUCCUCGACUGAAUCCCAAAUGCGUAGAGCUUGGUGUAAGGACCGCCAUUGCUCUGAAUGCCGAGGUCCGACGUAGGUCAGCUUUCGACAGAAAACACUACUUCUAUGCGGACCUUCCGUCUGGUUACCAGAUUACCCAACAGUAUGCACCCUUCGCAACAGGUGGUGGUCUUGAACUGGGGAACGAAGGGGCAUUCGUUCGCAUUAAACAAAUCCAACUGGAACAGGAUACCGGAAAAUCCUCCUUCGAUGCACACCGACGAAUCACGUCCAUUGACCUCAACAGAGCAGGCACCGGCCUCAUGGAAAUUGUCUCGGAGCCGGAUAUGCGAUCUCCUGAAGAAGCCGGGACCUAUGUGAGGACUCUCCAGUCCCUGCUACGUGCGGUAGGCUCUAGCGAUGGGAAUAUGGAGCAGGCAAGUAGGAGCAAGAUCACACGGGCCAACUAUUCUCAGCAGAGCAUUGCAACAGGCCCUCCUGGGACACGCUGCGAGAUCAAGAAUUUAAAUAGUGUACGAUUCGUGAUGAGCGCAAUCAUCUCGGAAGUGCAUCGUCAAAUAACACUGCUGGAAAGCGGACAUCUCGUACCACAGGAGACCCGAGGGUUUGACGAAGACAAGGCCGAGACAUAUGCUAUGCGCAGCAAGGAAGACGCACCGGACUACAGGUACAUGCCUGAUCCAAAUCUUCCACCAUUACUCCUAGAUGAACCUUAUGUUGACAACAUCCGAAAACACAUGCCAGAGCUCCCAGAUGCAACGCGCGCGCGUCUGGAGGAGUUGGGGCUCUCACGUCGGGACACAGAUGUGCUCAUGGACAUCGACGCAGGGCGUGAAGUUGGUUACGACGGCAUACUUGGGCAGGGAGCCCUUGCAUAUUUUGACGCCGUCUCGGUAGACCGGGACCCUAGGGUGGUUGUGAAUUGGAUCACGCAUGAACUCCUGGGCCAACUGGCUUUCCGGCAGGAAACGUUCCAAGAAAACCCAAUGUCGGUGGAACAGAUGGGUGACUUGAUCGACCUGGUGCAAAGCGGGAAGCUUACGGGUACAUCUGGAAAGACUAUCCUGCGCCAUAUUCUGACACACCGCUCCCCGGAGCUUCCCUCCACACUCGCGGAAAGGCUGUCAUUGCUAACCGUGCUAGAUGACAGUACCUCUUUGGAGCAGUGGUGCUCUGAGGCAAUUACUGUCCUCCCAGAGGAAGCGAAGGUCGUCCGAGGAGGUAACGUCAAGGUGAUCAACAAGAUCAUGGGUCGUGUGAUGAAGUUGAGCAGAGGCACGGCGGAUGCACAAGCGGUCAGAGCCAUGCUAUUAAGGAUGCUCCAGUGA